AUGGAUCAAUCCACCGUUGGUUUCGAGGCCAAGCGAAGCAAAAUUUGUCAGAUUUGCGCCACGGUCUCCGAGAAUUAUCAUCUGAAUUACGGCGUGCCCACCUGUUUGAGCUGUCGUGCAUUCUUCCGGAGAACCGUUCAAACCAAAGUGGAGAGCUUGGAAUGCUCCAAAUCCGGCAAUUGUGCCAUGAUCCCAAAGAGUCGGAAGAAUUGCCGCAAAUGCCGAUUGGAGCGCUGCUAUAAGGCGGGCAUGGAUCCGAAUUUGGUGAUGGAUGAGCAAGCCAAGAGAUCGCGGUUUCGGAACGUCAAGAGUAAGAAACGACUGGAUUCAGAGCAAUCAGGAGCAGAGCCUGUCAAGAAUGUCGCUUCUCAAUCCGCAUCCAUUGUUCCGGAGCACAGCGCUCCUCCCGCAUGGAUCCACAAUGAGUUCGAAAACAGUGGCAAACCCAUGGAGAGUGACGAGUAA
Tigriopus californicus is the source of this 465-nucleotide messenger RNA. RefSeq names its product nuclear hormone receptor family member nhr-111-like. The record is from RefSeq and is a predicted model, not a curated record. Bases 1 to 465 code for a protein of 154 amino acids. Gene Ontology annotation, molecular function: nuclear receptor activity; zinc ion binding; RNA polymerase II cis-regulatory region sequence-specific DNA binding. Gene Ontology annotation, biological process: positive regulation of transcription by RNA polymerase II; cell differentiation; negative regulation of transcription by RNA polymerase II. Lineage: Eukaryota; Metazoa; Arthropoda; Copepoda; Harpacticoida; Harpacticidae. The transcript has a single exon.